Molecule: messenger RNA, 2232 nt
Organism: Pygoscelis adeliae (Adelie penguin)
Lineage: Eukaryota; Metazoa; Chordata; Aves; Sphenisciformes; Spheniscidae
Gene: LARP6
Product: La ribonucleoprotein domain family, member 6
Exons: 3
Coding region: 1-1293 (430 amino acids)
Biological process (GO): RNA processing
Cellular component (GO): nucleus
Molecular function (GO): mRNA binding
Source: RefSeq, a predicted model, not a curated record
AUGCCUGUUCAGUGCCUACGUAGAAAUGGGGGGGAAAAUGAUGAUGACUCUGACCAGAAAUGGAAACCACCAGAAAAUGACCUGAUUCAGAAGUUAAUAGCACAGAUUGAAUAUUACUUCUCAGAUGAGAACCUUGAGAAAGAUGCCUUCCUUCUAAAGCAUGUGAGAAGAAAUAAGAUGGGCUACGUCAGCGUUAAACUCCUCACUUCUUUUAAGAAGGUGAAACACCUCACCCGUGACUGGAGAACCACAGCCUAUGCACUGAAGUACUCGGACACUCUUGAGCUCAAUGAUGAUAACAGAAAGGUUAGAAGGAAUACUCCUGUUCCAGUGUUUCCAAGUGAAAACCUCCCUACCAGGAUGUUACUGGUGUACGAUAUCCACAUGAUUUCUGAGCUGCAGGCUCUUAACAAACAACAAGAAAAUGGAUGCAUGCAAGAAAGGAUAAUGGAGCAUCUCCUCAAAGCCUUUGUAACUUUCGGUGUAAUUUCAUCAGUUCGUAUUCUCAAGCCUGGUAAGGAUCUACCACCCGAUAUCAGGAGGGUCAGCAGUCGGUACACCCAACUGGGAACUCAGGAAUGUGCAAUUAUAGAAUUUGAAGAAGUAGAUGCUGCCAUACGUGCUCAUGACUUCAUGUGUGCUGAAAAGAAAGAGACCGGCAUGAAAGUUGUCCUAAUAGGCGUGAAACCUCCGAAGAAAAAAGUUCCCAAAGACAAGAACCAUGACGAAGAUACCAGCAAGAGUCUUAAGAAGGCUAGAUCCCUUAAUAAGAGAGUUGAGGAACUUCAGUUUGCUGGUGAUGAAUCUUCAGCAAAUAGUUCUUCUGACCCAGAGAGUAAUCCUACAUCACCACUGUCAGGACGCAAAAGUACUGCAACAAAUACCAUGAGUAAUUUGAGCCCCAUCAUUCACCCAACCAACCAUUUGAGUCCUAAUGUAUCACCCAGAUCAAGUCCUUGGAACAGUCCAUCUUCACUAAGAAAAGUAAACAAAAAGUCUCCGCUGGCUGAAGACGGCAAGCUUAACCCAAGCACUAGCCCUGAAAUUCCAAGGAAAUGUACAGAUUACUCCUCGGAUAGCAGUAUCACUCCUUCUGGUAGCCCCUGGGUACAGAGAAGAAAAGCUCAAACUGUAACACAAGAGAAGAGUCCCGUCAGUAGCCCCAUGUUAGCUCGGAAAAUACAAAAUGCAGAUGGUCUGCCUGUAGGGGUGCUGCGGCUGCCUAAAGGUCCUGAUGGCACUAAAGGAUUCCACAAUGGAUGUGAAAGAAGGAAGGCUACCAAGAAUGAAUAAAUCAUUCUUUAAAAACAAUUUCACAAGUCGGUCAACUGCUUUUGUUUAAGCCUGGUGAAAAAUGGUCACUUGAGUGACUGAGUUAAGUCAGUAUUUAAUUUUAAAAGAUUUUGUAUUCAUCUAGAGACUUCAUCAUUUGUAUAUUCACUUCACAGAAUCACAGAAUAGUUGGGGUUGGAAGGCAGCUCUGGAGAUUGUCCAGUCCACCUCCUUUGCUCAAGCAGGGUCCACUACAGCAGGUCACUUCAGGUUUUGAAUGUCUGCAAGGAUAGAGACUCCCCAACAUGUCUGGGCAGCGUGUGCCCGUGUUCAACCAUCCACACAGUAAAAAAGCGUUUCCUUACAUUCAGGUGGAAUUUCCUGUGUUUCGGUUUGUGCCCCUUGUCCUGUUACUGGGCAUCACUGAGAAGAGCCUAGCUCCAUCUUCUCUACUCCUUCCCAUCAGAUACUUAAAAACAUUGAUGAGAUCCGCCCCCUGAGCCUUCCCUUUGCCAGCCUAAACGGCCCCGGGUCUCUAGGCCUCUCACAUGAGAGAUGCUCCAGUCUCUUCAUCAUCUUAUGCACUUACCUAAUGCAAUGCCCUUAUCUGCUGCUUUUUUUUUUUUUUUAAAUGUAUUAGUUCGAAACAGGCAUAUAAAUCAUUCAUGUAACUACAUUAUUUGCAAAGCUAUGAUCCUGAAGAGCAGUGUGUAAGUACUUACAGUUUAGCGGUUGUACUACGAUAAGCUGUGGUAUGCUACCAGCCUAAUCACAAGGAAUAGAGGUUUUCAAGACUUUGCGUUUGUCUCAAAAGGAACUCUGAGAAACUUACGCUACAGUGAGCGGUUGCUCUCUGCUUGCAUACAUCUCCAAAGACAAUUUAGUCUGUUUAGUAGGACCAAAGUGUGUAUUUUUAUGUGAUGUGAACAAAGACUCUGAGCAUCGAAGACUGUUCUGUAA